UAAUGAACAUUACAUCUCAAAUAUGAUGUUAUAUAAUAUUUUGAACAUGUUAUAACUUAUUUUAAGAUAUUCAAUUCUUUUAGAGCACUUACUGAAUAAGAAAACAAUUUCAAGUGUUGACCUUUUUUAACAUAACAAAAUUAUUCAACUUAAUAUUAUUGACUUGCUUUUUUUUCUUUUUAACGUAGAUAUUUAUGUUACAUACGUGUGUAUGGUUACUAUCACCUAGACAACUACUGUUAAAAAAGAAUAAUAAAUGAUUAAUACAGCCUAUAGGCUUAUAUAAUAUGUUAUACAUAUAUUAACACAUCAAAAAUGUGUCAAUCACCUUAUAACUAUAGCUACACGUUGAUGUACACUUUAUAUUCUUCUUCCCUCGAAUUUAUUUUUGUCUGUAUAUUAUUCGAAUCGUGUCGUUUGAACUAGGCAUACUCGUAUUAUUAAAUUUAGUAACAAACCAUACCUACAUAAAUAAUAUAUAAUUAUAAAUGAUUUUUUUACAUUCUUUUAAAAAUUAUAAAUGAUUUAAAGGUUUUAUAUACAUUAUUAAAGGUAAUUUAAAUUAUUCAUAUAGAACUACACAUUAUUUUUUAUAUGGUAGUUCACACAUAGACACACUAAGUUGAAAGUAUUAAACACAUAAGUAUACACAAUUUGUGAAGAUAAUAUAAUGGAAUCUGGAAGUAUUAAUGUGGUAAAAUAUUUGUUAUACAUCUUUAAUGUGAUAUAUGGGAUUACAGGAGUGGCUUUAAUAGUUAUUGGCAUCAUUGUUAUUGUAGAUUUGGGACGUUUUUCAAAUUAUUUGAAUGCUUCAAUUAUAGCACCACCAAUAUUGUUUAUUAUAUUAGGUAUAUGUAUUAUAAUAUCGAGUAUAUUUGGAUUUUAUUGUAUUAACAAACAAAAUUUCAAUUUAUCAAUAAUGUUUACAUUAAUUUUACUAGCGGUUUUAGUAAUUGAAGUGUUAUUAUCUAUUAUGUCUUCUGUUUCCAAAGAAAAUUUUAAUAAUGAUCUGAGAUUUUCUCUAAAAACGUCCAUGGGAAAAUAUUCGUUUGAUGAAACUCAUCGGCAGUCGUGGUCUACGGUUCAACGAAAACUAGAAUGUUGUGGAGUUGAUACACCUAGAGAUUGGUCUAUUAUAUUUCCGGAAAAUCUAGUUCCUGUUUCAUGUUGUCAAAAUUUACCAGUUGAAUUAGGUGCACUGUGCAGAAAUUUAUUUGACGAAAGAAUAAUUUAUCAAAGAGGAUGUUAUAAUGGAUUAAACAAUCGAGUGAAAUCUAGAUUAACCAUUAUAAUGUAUAUUGCCUUGGCAUUUGGUCUUUUCCAGGUGGUUGGCAUUGUAUUAGCUUGCUUUUAUACGUAUCUAUUGAAAAAUGGCCAAGGAAGCAAGUAAGAUAAUUAUAGUUUAUUUUAAAUGAGAAGUUGUAAAAUUGCUGUACAUAUACUCAUCAUACGACUUGUAUAUAAAACAAAAAUUCACAUAGUAUUAUUCAAAGCAGAUGACAGCAGGAUGACGUAGGAUUUGAUACAAAUUAUUUAAAUAAAUCCUACAACCAAAAUACGUAUUCACGAGACACGUUAAGCCGUAAAGAUCAAUUAAACAAUUUAUUAGAUGCAUUAAGAAAACAAAGAAAAAAAAUGAAAUUUUAAGGGUGUUCAUGUAUUAUUCGUUUUUUAUAAUACUUUUAAUUGUAUAUAAUAUUAUCUUAUACCUUUGUACUGUUUAUUUAGACUUCGUUUCUUCUCGUGAGAUUAAAAUUAUUAUUUUUUUUUCGUUAAAUGCAUAAUUUAUUUUAAUUUUAUAUAUUAUAAAUCUAUAA
Molecule: messenger RNA, 1817 nt
Organism: Rhopalosiphum padi (bird cherry-oat aphid)
Lineage: Eukaryota; Metazoa; Arthropoda; Insecta; Hemiptera; Aphididae
Product: tetraspanin-9-like
Exons: 7
Coding region: 671-1390 (239 amino acids)
Cellular component (GO): membrane
Source: RefSeq, a predicted model, not a curated record